CAUGUUGGUCUGAGUUAAGGAAGGCUCCGCAGGCGUGGGGGGUCAGGGAGGCGCGUCGCCCGGCCCGAGGGAGCCAGUCCUUCAACAGACUGAGAUGCUCGGGGCUGAGCUCUCUUUCAUUCUCUUGAAAAACUCUUUUUUUUUUUUCUGUCUGGCUUUUAAUUCUUUUGAAUGAAAAAACCUCUUUCUUUUUUUUUUUUUUUCCCGUGUGGCUGUUAGAAAGACUUUAACUGUUCCCGCAAGCAGUCCCGUGGUGACGGGUUUGGAUCUGCUCAGAGGCUGCAAAGGCAUUCAAAGGGAAAGGAAGCACAAGCGCCGAUGAGAUUAGAAAAUACUUCCAUAUUUUUACAAUAGGAUUGGAAGGACGGGGCGCCUCCACGCUGCACAGCUGAAGGCAAACCUAUGCUGCCAGCUACCACCGCCAACUGCCGCAUCAGCGAGGACUAAACCUGGCCAGAGGAGCUUCUGAUCAAGAAAUCAGAUUUUCUAGGGUCUGGAAGAGUCAAUAUGUUGGAUCGGAUUCAUCUGCUGGCUGCUGUGACAGUCCUGGGAGUCCUGGAGCAAGCCUACUUCUUCCUCCAGGUGAUCUAUGCCAGGAGGGCGUUUGGCAUUUCUCCUCCGAAGAUCUCAGGCCCACCUGAAUUUGAGAGGGUCUUUCGAGCACAGGUGAACUCCUCUGAAUAUUUUCCCAUUUUCCUGGCACUUCUGUGGCAGGCUGGACUCUUCUUCCAUCAAGGUCUGGCUGCAGCCUUGGGUCUGCUCUAUCUCUACGGCCGCUACUGCUACUUUAUGGGAUACAGGGCAUCGUCCUCAGACAGGCUCACCCCAAUAUACUUUAGCAGUGGAGUUCUCUGGAUUCUCGCUGCAGCGUCAACCCUGGGCAUCUUGCAUUUCUUCCUCUCUCACUACGUGGGGCUGAACGUCCUCCAGCUUCUCACAGCAUGACCUGCUCCUCUGUCCCUCAUCGGUGUCCUCGCCUUCGAGUCCUGCUCCCUCCUGCCCAAGGUAACAGACUGGCUGUACCUAACGCAGCACAAACAACAAGUCCACCCUCACCUGAGUUUUUAACACCUCCCUCCCCGCUGCCCAGCGCCGGCACGAACUGCUGAACUCCUCAAGAGUUAUUUUUACCCCACUUGGUACUUUUUGUGCCAAGUCCUCCAUACCUGGCAGCUCCGUCACGCCUGAUGUGGAAACAACACUCCAAAACAAGGAGAAUUUUAGGAAAACCAGACACAUAAAAGCAAGCUCAUCUCAGGCUGAGCUUCCCAGUGAGCCACCCCAGGGAAUCGCCAUGCGUUCCCCUUUCUCCGGUGGCUCUGCCUUCAGCCCAGGCACCAAAUGGGGGCUCAUGCCAGUUUUCCAAGGCCCACACCUAAGAAAGGCAUUUGUUUGAAACCAGACGUGGGCUGAGGCAUAACAAAGAAGGCGAAACAGGAGCAGCCACCAACAUGUUGUGUGAAAGUCUGUUAGUGCCCUCAUAAUGGCUAUUAGCCAUUGCCUGUGGGCGAUACCGUAAAUGAGACUGCGCAAACUCAUAACCACUACUGCAUGUAUAACUUUGAAUACUGCUGAGUGACAACGUGCACAAAUAAAAGGACCCUGAGCUUGC
Messenger RNA from Chroicocephalus ridibundus (black-headed gull), 1612 nucleotides. RefSeq names its product leukotriene C4 synthase-like. The transcript has 6 exons. Lineage: Eukaryota; Metazoa; Chordata; Aves; Charadriiformes; Laridae. Bases 508 to 945 code for a protein of 145 amino acids. Gene Ontology annotation, biological process: leukotriene biosynthetic process. The record is from RefSeq and is a predicted model, not a curated record. Gene Ontology annotation, cellular component: membrane; nuclear envelope; endoplasmic reticulum. Gene Ontology annotation, molecular function: leukotriene-C4 synthase activity; glutathione transferase activity; glutathione peroxidase activity.